AUGAGAUUAUUUCGUUCGACCAAGGAUAAGGCAUCGAGUGGCUCGGAUAAUGAAGAUUCUCAGCCAUCCAAUACGCGCAGUGAUAACUCACCGCAAAAAUCACUGUUCAGAAGCAUGGGUCUCAUGUUUUCCAGAUCCCCUAAUAGGGGUAAUGAUGUACAAUAUCAAAGAUUAGCGUCUUUAUCUUCCGGGCGCCUAGCGGAAGAUGGCACCAGCCAUAAAACCGAACGAAAGGGCUGGUUCUCACGUUUUAGUGAUUCCAGUAGUAUGAAAUGUGAAAGUGUAACAUCAAAGUCUAUUGAUUCAGGCUCCUCGCCACCAUCUCAUGACGAUGUACAUAUGUUGGAUAGAUCAAGUUCCUACCUAUCGCUCUCGCCGUUGUCACUCAAGGGAGUAACAGGCUCAGAUUCUACUAUAGCUCAACCCAUCGAUUUACAAGAAACGAAUUUCCCGUAUGAGCAUUUGAGCAAGUAUAAGAGUGAUAGGAAGACGAUUGUUAUGGAUGAUGAAAUUAUUCACAUUGGAAGUAGAUUUCACACCAGCCCUGUAUCAUCAAAUGAAGUCUUAAAACCAUUUGAAAUAAAACACGCAGCUAGUUUAAACUUGGAUAAUGAUUUAAAUUUUGAUCAUAAUGCUUGGAUGGAAGAACGUAAAGAACCAAAACAAGUUGAAGAACGUGGAUUUUUUAAUAUAAGGAAUAAACUCUCAUCAUUCCAACGAAACUUAUCCACCCCAAGAGCUUUUAAGUUUAUGAGCUCUAGAAGUUCAAGCAAAGACAAAUAUAUAUCUGAUAAUAAAUUAAAGCGCCUUGUUAGAGGAGGUGCCAACUCUGAUGGAAGUGAUAACAGUGGCACUCCUAGAAGCCAGAGAAACUCAGAUAGAUCGAUGUUUUCUCUUAUUAAUGAUUCUAGUGGUGAUGAUGCAUUCAUAGAGCCUAUUGAUAAAAAUGAUGGAUAUAAAAUAUCUGCACCCAUUGCCUCGUGCAGAGGUUAUAAUGUUAUAUGUUUAUCAAACACCCAGAUACCAGAGGAUAUAUCUAGUAUAACUCCUACAAAGGAUCUGCAAAAGGUUGAAGAAAACUUUAGUUCAUUACCUUUGUUAAAGGAUACUCCAUUGCAAAAUAGACCUGAGUUAUUUCAGAGAAAACUUAUCGCAUGUCAGACAAUAGUAGACUUUGAUAUGCGAAAACAAACCCAGAGGGCCAUUGAACUUAAAAGGCAAAUAUUACUUGAAAUUGUAGAAUAUAUAAGUACAACUCGAAGCUGUAUCAAUGAGCGUAUAUUGCAGGACGUUAUAGAUAUGGUUGCUGCCAAUGUAUUCCGUUCCUUGCCGCAAAAUAUAAAAAAGUUUAACAUGUUUUAUGACUCUGAAGAUGAUGAACCAGCUCUAGAAAAAUCAUGGCCUCAUUUACAAAUAGUUUAUGAUAUAUUUUUGCGUGUUAUAGUCUCCACAGAUAUAACCUCUAAAAUGGCGAAAAAUGUCAUAGAUCGAACAUUUGUGUUGAGGUUACUGAGUACCUUAAACUCUGAAGAUCAAAGGGAACGUGACUAUCUGAAAACAAUCUUACAUCGCAUUUAUGGUAAAAUUGUUCCUCUCCGUAAUUUUAUAAGAAAGGCUAUUGAUAAUGUCUUCACUCAUUUUGUUUAUGAUGCUGAAGUUCAUUAUGGAAUCACAGAAUUGUUGGAGAUUUUGGGGAGUAUCAUUAAUGGGUUUGCAAUACCUUUGAAAGAGGAACACAAGAUAUAUCUUAGAAAGGCGCUCGCUCCCCUGCAUAAACCUAAAUCUAUCCGUAUUUAUCAUGCUGCCUUAACUUACUGCAUGAUUCAGUAUAUAAACAAGGAUAGGACCUUGUCAGCCACAAUUUUAAAAUGUGUACUAAAUUACUGGCCAACUAGUAGCACCCAAAAGGAGAUUCUAUUUUUAAAUGAAUUAGAGGAAGUCUUAUCACUGACUGAACUAACGGAAUUUAACAUGGUUGUUCAGCCUCUUGUGAAGCGUUUGGCAUUAUGCCUAUCUUCCACACAUUUUCAAGUUGCAGAAAGGACCUUGUAUCUUUGGAACAAUGAUCGUUUGGUUCGUUUAUUUAAUAUGAACAAGGAAAUUACGUACGCUCACAUUGUUCCUAUCCUACAUAGCAAUGCCAGCAAUCACUGGAACAGCGUGGUUCGUACUUCGAUGUUUAAUGUUUCAAAGAUCCUUCUGGAAUACGAUCAAGCGCUAUACAACAAGUGCAUUAUGGAAGACCUAAAGGAUGCCAAGAUAAGGGACGAUCGUACACACCUGUGGAAUGAAUUGGAGACUUCCUAUAAGGCCAAAAUAGCUGCAACCUAG
Molecule: messenger RNA, 2331 nt
Organism: Theileria equi strain WA
Lineage: Eukaryota; Apicomplexa; Aconoidasida; Piroplasmida; Theileriidae
Product: protein phosphatase 2A, regulatory subunit, putative
Exons: 3
Coding region: 1-2331 (776 amino acids)
Biological process (GO): signal transduction
Cellular component (GO): protein phosphatase type 2A complex
Molecular function (GO): protein phosphatase regulator activity
Source: RefSeq, a predicted model, not a curated record